AUGCCGGCUGUUGUGGAGACCUCUUCUGGUGGUCCUCUUGAUGGGAUCGUUCAGCAGCAGCUCGUCUCUUUGGAUGACACGGACGCCUAUGCGUCCGUUUGGUCCGAUCUGUUGACCAAUGCCGGUACGACCAAGCCCACGGAGGCUUUUCUGUGGGGAGGUCGAGGCCAAGGAGGACGUGGAUUGGCUCGACGUACUUAUCAACCGCGAGAUAUAGUGGUGGACGAUGUGAGACUCGAGUUUGUUGGCAUUCAAGACAGCCAAACCAAACAAACGCAGUUACCCAGCAAACUCUUGUUGGAGGGUGCUACGUUGAAGCUUUUGCCUGGGCAAGUGUACGCUCUCGUGGGACGGAAUGGUGUUGGCAAGUCAACCCUCCUCAGAAGGAUACAAGCGGGAAAGAUUCCAGGUUUUCCAACACAUGUAGCAACCCUGUACAUUCCACAAGAAUUACCCAUGCCGUCCGACGAAGAGUGUUCUGCUUUGCAAUUGGUUCAGGACCAAUUUGCACUCUUCUCCAAGGCUACUUGCACCAGUCUGCAGCAUCAAAUGGAAUUAUUGGAAAAGGAACUGGAUGAACUGCAAGAUGAUGAACAGAAAAUGGAGGAGUUGUGCGAAGAGAUAUCAGAGAUCCAGGAUGCCAUGGACCAAGCCAACCAGUAUGGUGAAGAUGCACACACGACGACAAGUUUGGUGCAACUGGCUAAAGAAUCGUUGGCAUUCUUUGACAUUGACGAGGAGCUCAGCGCUCAUAUUCCAUACAAUAGACUUUCUCCGGGCAGGAGGAAAAAAGUUGCUUUGGCUGUGGCUGUGCUGUGUGCCUCUGCUGUCUCUCCCAGCCAACAAUUCCUCCUGUGCCUGGAUGAGCCAACGAAUCACCUCGAUGUGGCCGGCCUGAUCAAGCUUCGGCAAUUUCUCCUCUCUGGGCAAGACGAAAAGAAUCGUACCGUUUUGCUGGUCUCUCAUGACACAGAUCUCCUCAAUGACGUUGCCACCAAUACCAUUAUAUUUUCUCACCGUCAGAAAACUCUUGCCUACUAUACCGGAAACUACCGGGAUUAUCUCAAACAGUCCUCAAUGCAAGAAUUACAUUUGCUCCGUCAACAAGUUUCACUCGACAAGAAGCGCAAUCACUUGAUACAGAACAUUCAGCAUAUCAAGGACCAACCAGCACCCAGGCGAGGAGGCAACCGAAAGAAGGCCAAAAUGAUCUCCGCACAACGAAAAAAGCUGGACCGCCAAGGUGUGGAAAAGAAUGAAAAGGGGCAUCGACGGACACAGCAACAAGCGGGUACAGGGAUCAAAGCCGGUUCCAUAAAUGGUAUUGACGCCUCUACGCGCAAGGAUCUGUCGACCUCUGAGCUAUUGCAAUUGGCAGAAGCCUCGGUGCGGCCACCGCCUGAUAAAGCAGUCCAGUUUGUCUUCAGAGACACUGGUUGUGCAUGGGACGAACCGUUAAUCAUGGCAAUGGACGUUGGCCAUGGGUACGGGGCAGUUCAACCAGACGACAAUACUCCGCCAGCCCCCAACAAAGAUGAAUUUGUCAUCACGAAGAAACCUGGAUAUCUAUUUGAUUGUGUUGAUCUAUGCAUCAACGAAGGCCGCAAAUACUGCUUGCUGGGAGCAAAUGCAUCCGGAAAGAGUGUCUUACUGAAAAUCUUGGCCAAGCAAGAGGAUCCAUUAGAAGGUACCGUUCAUCACGCCCACAAUGUCCAGAUCGGGUAUUUUGGUCAGGAGACAAUGGAUCAGCUCAUAAAAGAUGCCACCACUGUUCCCGGCACUGCGUUGGAAUACCUUUCCAAACGUUUCCAAAGAAAAGCGAGCAAGAUCUCAGAGGAUUUCUUACUGACUUUGGCUUGA
Molecule: messenger RNA, 1860 nt
Organism: Seminavis robusta
Lineage: Eukaryota; Bacillariophyta; Bacillariophyceae; Naviculales; Naviculaceae
Source: the annotation of a GenBank genome assembly